AUGGCAACAGCGGCGCCCAACCAGCUCCAGUUUGGGGAGAGCCCCCAGUAUCCCGCUUACCUGCCCAGCUUUCCUGGGAGUGCUUACCUCCCUCCCCCAAGCCCCGGGGGCGCUCCCUGCCAGCCGCCCCCCUCGGGCUCCGGCCCAGACCUGCGACCCUCGGCGGCGGCAGCCUACGAGGGGUACCCCGGGCCUGGAUCCGGGCCAGCUUCAUUGCUUCCAGUCAGCCUGGCGCCUGCAGCGCCGCAGCUCAAGGGUCAGCCAGCCCCGUCGGGGUCUGGGUCAGGGUCGCAGCGCAGGAAGAGAACGUCCUUUAGUCCCGAGCAGCUGCAGCUGCUGGAAUUGGUGUUUCGACGGACCAUGUACCCGGACAUCACCUUGCGGGAACGCCUGGCCACCCUCACCAGGCUUCCUGAGUCCAGGAUCCAGGUCUGGUUCCAGAACAGACGUGCCAAAUCCCGUCGGCAGAGAGGAAAGUCCUAUAAUCCCUCAGCAGGACGAGAUCUUUUUCUCAACCACCCUCCUCUUGGAACCGAAGGGGAGCAUUUGGUUCCCCUGCUGCCUCUUGAGGUAGAGGUGAACUGCCUGCCUGAUCCAAGUAGGGGUGGAGCUGGGCUCUCUGGCCCCAACAGCCAAGGACAGAGUUUUGGAAGCUUUCCCCCUAUAUCUGAAAACAGUGGUUCAAAGCUGGACUUAUGGGAGGAGCGCAUCUUAUCUACUUUCAGCAACUCUUGACCGAGAUCACAGGAAAAUCUUGGCCUAUGAUUUUGGACAGGGACAAUGGACUAUAACCAUGGAUCAAGAGACCUAUCAAGAGUUUCAUCUCUUCUUCCUGGCCUACACCUUAAGGCCACUGGGUUCAUUUCUCUUAGUUCUUAGUUCAAAUUAAUGCUCUUAGUUCUGUGUCUCAUUUGUCUGGGCCCUCUUCUCAACUAUUAAUUCUUAGUCACGUCUUUGUGUUUUCCUAUACUUUCAGACUUCAUUUACUCAGCCUUUACAAACCAAACUUGCAUAUCCCAGGCCCAUCCUUUCUUCUCCUUGCCAAAUCUAUACUUCUGUCUGUUAACACAAUAUUUCCAACUGGCUCUCUGGGGUUCGGUGACUUCUCCUCAAAAAUAAGUCUUGUUUCAUUUGUAGUGAAGCAAAGUAGGUAAAAGUGCUGGAUUUUAAAAGUCAGCAAAGUCUGGUUUCAAAUCCCACCUUUGAUAAAUAGUUAUGUGAGCACAUGGCUACUGUGGGCAAGUCACAGUGACGGUAAUAAUACCUAGGACUACCUACCUCACAGGGAUGUUGUGAGAGUCUAAUAAGACCACAUAUGUAAAGUGCUAUGUAAACUUAACAUGCUGUUAUAAGGACCAGCUAGUAUUAUUAUUGAUUUAGCUUCUCCAUUGCCAUCACUAGCAUUCAACCUUACUGCCCCUCUAAGUCUUAGUGUCUGUCAUCUUUGUAUAUCACUCCUCCUGGACUAUCUGUGAAUCUUGCUAUUUUCUGGAUUUAGGCCCUCCUCUCUCUAUUCAUAAUCACAGCCUUAGUCCAGGCUGAAAUCCUUUGGUGCCCUGACCACCUCCUUGCCUCUGGCUUUUCCACUGUUAUCUUAAUUUGUGUCACUCUGGGCUGUUAAGUCUAAAAAAAGAGACAAAUUAAGUGGCUGCCUUGGGUGCAACAUGUAGGGCCAUCACAAUUAGGGACACCUGUUAAUAAUUUUUUAAAAAUAUAUACACAUUUUAAAGGUCAGAAAAUUCCACUCCACACAGGUAAAAGCCCCAAAGCAGCUGAAGGACAAUACAUAAGGAGCCCAAUUUUCAAAUCUUACCUAGAAUCCACAGUAAAGAAUGCCUUAUCCCAGCUAUCACAUUACUUUUUAGAGAUAUAUGGUAGUUCCUAAUCACCUUCUACCAAAUUAAAGCCUUUGUGGGGUUUUUUUAGCCUACAUGAUACAAACUAAUAUGCUUCCUGUCCCCCACCCACAAACUAUCUCCUUAAACUGAAGCUAUUGUUGAGAUGCUAUUCUUAAUGGAGAAACAAAACCGCUUUCUGAAAAUACGGGUCAAGAAUGACCUUGAGACACUUUUGACAUCCUAUUUUGCUUCAGCCACCUCAGCACUAUCCUUAGCACUUGUGAAUAUGGAUUGUACUUUUGCAGAACUUUGAUUAGGUUACAUGAUUUUGACGCUGAUGUUUUUUAUGCCACGGCACUUAAUACAGUGCUUUGCACACAGUGGAUACUCAAUAAAUGCAGAUGAUGACAUGAAACUUUAAUAUACACACCUGUCGGCAUGGGGGAGGGGGGUGGACAGACUGGGAUGGGGUUGACACAGUUAGUAUUAACUAACAUAACAGAGAUUAGUAGUUUGGGGAAUAGCUUUGUUUAAAAGGAAAAAAAAGUCAUUUCUCCUUUCAAGAAAGCCUCCAUGAAGGUAUUUUUUUUUAAGGUUUGUCCCUCCCAAAUUAAUAACUACUGAUAUAAGUAUAGCACUGUUUAUAAAUAGAAACCCAACUGUGUUUAUUUUUGAGUUUCUAAAACCUCAAGAAUUUAACUAAGUAAACUUUAAAAAUCUAACUAUAUCAAAGUUUGCCUGUAACCCAUGUUUUAAAUUAUACAAAGAACAUAGAAAAGAACUAGACACACUUGUCAUAUUGAUUCCAGGAAAGUGUGAUGAGACUCUGAAAGCACUGUUAAUGUUUAGGAAGAAAUGCUACAAAUUUUAGAGUUAGAAGGGACCCCAGAGCUUGCUUAGUUUCAAGCCUCACAGCUGAGGCAUGAAUUCUCUAUACAAUAUACUUGAUAAAUUAUUUAUUAUUCUAUCUCUGCUAGAAGACCUCUAUUAACAUUAUAUGGUAGACUACUGCAUUUUGUUUUGUUUGUUUUUUGCUAGGCAAUGGGGUUAAGUGAUUUGC
Messenger RNA from Phascolarctos cinereus (koala), 2898 nucleotides. It is a transcript of the gene MIXL1, whose product is annotated as Mix paired-like homeobox. The record is from RefSeq and is a predicted model, not a curated record. Gene Ontology annotation, biological process: regulation of transcription by RNA polymerase II; endoderm formation; endoderm development. NCBI's taxonomy places the organism in Eukaryota, Metazoa, Chordata, Mammalia, Diprotodontia, Phascolarctidae. Gene Ontology annotation, molecular function: DNA-binding transcription activator activity, RNA polymerase II-specific; RNA polymerase II cis-regulatory region sequence-specific DNA binding.